CUACCAGGCUCACCUGUGCUGUCUGGGUAUUACAGUGUCCGAAGAUCUUUCCUUCCUGAAUCUGAGUUCCAUGGUGCCAAGCAAUACUCAAAUGACAUCUACUCUUCAUCUCUGGGGUCAAAGUCAAUAGGUUGUGAUUCAGCAACCAUUCAAAGCUACCCAUCCCUGCUGGAGCCUUAUUUCUCUGACUCUAUAGGUGACUACAGGAGUACAUCAGUAACAUCUGCUGGCAGCUCUCUGUUCAGUGCUUCAUCGCUACCACCUCUGCUACCUCAUUUCUCUGGUGACCCAUCACAUUAUUUGUUAAGAGACUCAUGGGAGCCAACUGUUUCUGAUUCAAUUAACCAGCUGGAUGCACUGUGCACAGAUGCUUCACAAACUGUAACAUCAUCCACAAGUUGCAUCUCAUCUGAAAAUGGAGCCACACACUACAGGAGUGCAAGCAGAGGGUCCUCCUCAUCCCAGGGCACUCAGUCUUAUUCAUUGCAUGCUUUAGAAGAUGUUCACUACUCUACUACCUUUCCGACUACCUCUUCCUAUGCCUUCCCACCAUUUAUGACAGUGAACAAUGAAUUGGCCCCAAAGAUGGUUCAUCAUCUUUCUCAAGAGGACUCUGCAGAAACAAGUCCCAUGCAAGAUAGUUCUGCUUGGCCAAAGGAAGAUACAAACACAGUAUGGGGACCAUACGAAAUUCGAAGAAAUUACUGA
Molecule: messenger RNA, 708 nt
Organism: Staurois parvus
Lineage: Eukaryota; Metazoa; Chordata; Amphibia; Anura; Ranidae
Source: the annotation of a GenBank genome assembly